Messenger RNA from Porites lobata, 630 nucleotides. Lineage: Eukaryota; Metazoa; Cnidaria; Anthozoa; Scleractinia; Poritidae. The record is from the annotation of a GenBank genome assembly.
AUGGGAAAUAUUGCUGAUACGAUUAAAGCACAGCAAGAGAAAAACGAGGCUGAAACAGUCGAAAAGCUUCAAACUAUCCAUAAUAUGAUGGUCGACAAGAUUGCCUCCUCAUCAGCGAAAAUGCAGAACGACGCGAUUGAAGACAAGACCCUUCCCAUUGUAGCGGUCAUCGAUAAAUCCGAAAAAUACAAAGUCCACGUGCGAACCGCCCCUUCCGACGAUGUCUCAGAUGGCAUCAACGAUCUGCUGAGUGGAGAUUUUCUUGGAGGGCUGAAAAGCUUGAUCGGCGUGGCUCUUAACGAGUUUUUGGGCAACGCAUCGGCCGGCGAAACCGAAAAGAAUGACUUUCAUGUCAUUUACGCCAACAACAGCCUCUUGCGUCUCGAUUAUAUGAUGUACAAGUACGAAUUCUCCUCGAAGGGGUUAAAAGAUAAUUAUGAGAACGCAUUCUGUUACUACUUGCAAGUUGGUGACCUGGACCUGGAGAAAGUGAACUCGCAGAUUUUGCUGUAUGAGCUGACCAGAGCAAUCGGCGAAGACCAUCUCCCAGACGCCGCACAUCACUUGGCCAGCCUGGCUAAAUUUGCCAAGGAGUUGUACAGCACGGUUCAUGAGUUAAAGACCGCGGCA